AUGGCAUCCAAUCACACCAGGCCCUCUCUGCAUUUCACGGCUGGCUUCUGGAUCAAUGAUCCUUGUGCGCCCGGCUAUGAUCCGGUCACGGGCUUAUACCAUGUCUUCUAUCAAUGCAAUCCACAUAGCACUGAAUGGGGCUCUAUGUCAUGGGGUCAUCUUACCAGCAAAAACCUCAUUUCCUGGACACCCUCCAAAUCUCCCGCUUUAGUUCCCGACCAGCCUUACGAUCGUGAUGGAGUCUUUACCGGUUGCAUGGUACAACCUACAAAUUCCCAAGAUUCUCUUAAAGUUAUUUACUCGUCUGUCCGUCGGUUGCCUUUUCACUGGAGCACACCGCCAUAUCCUCGCAACGCUGCUGGCCUAGCAAUCGCCGAAUCUAACGAUAAUGGAGAGACUUGGACGAAACUCUCUGAGAACCCUUUCUUGAUGGGCGAACCCAAGGGGCUUCAAGUAACUGGUUUCCGUGAUCCCUUCCUAUCAGAAUGGCCUGCUUUGGACCAACUCCGUGGUCAGAAGUCCCUCUACGGUCUUGUCUCGGGCGGAAUCGACGGCUAUGGACCGACGGCCUUCCUAUAUUCAGUGCCGCAUGAGAACGUAUCGGAAUGGCACUAUUUGUGUCCAUUGGUCGAUAUGUCUGCGCGGUUUCAACCCUCACAGAAGUGGACUGGGAAUUUCGGCGUCAACUGGGAAUGCGCAAAUUUUCUGACGCUUAGAUCCGAGAGCACUAGCCGCGUGUGCCUCAUUCUUGGUGCGGAGGGAGACGUGGAACGGGAACACAUCCGGAAUUUCAAACACCACCCACACGUUCCUCCAAGGACUAUUCGUUCUCUACUGUGGAUGUUUGGUGACCUGCGAGCUGGGAGAGACACCACUCGUGUUGACUUCACCCAUGGGGGAUAUUUGGACUGCGGGUCGUUGUAUGCGGCAAAUUCGUUUUUCGAUGCGUUAUCCCAGAGACAUAUAAUGCAUGCAUGGAUUCCUGAAGAGGACAUUACAGCCGAAUACGCCAAACACAAAGGGUGGAAUGGUGCGUUGGCUAUUGCUCGCGAACUCUUUCUCCUUUCCAUACCAAGUGUUACUCGAGCCCUUCACAGUCCUCUGUCCGAGAUGGCAUCUGUCGAGAAAGUUCCAGACAAAGACGGUUCAGUAACUAUACGCACCCUCGGUAUUCGGCCAGUUGAAGAGAUUACUCAGCUCCGCAGGCACUGCGAUAAUGUUUGUAAACGCUAUCGUAUUCCACUCCCAUCUUCGACAGCUCGAGAAACACAGGCACUUUGCUCCGCGUUAUUCACUACCUGGGAGCUCGAGGCAACCAUUGAAAUUGACCCAAGCUGCUGCAUUGAGGUAGGCUUCUCAAUCUGCCACAAUGGCGACCCGUCCAUAUGCAUCACCAUCGCCUUUUUGCUACAGGAAGAGACGAUCAGGGUCAACAAGGGAAGAUCAGCGUUCGAUCCAAACAUACGCAAUUGCCCUGAGCAAGGUCCCUUUACACUCUUCUAUAGAACCAAUGAUCAAGCAGCCAAACCCAGAGACAAAUUGGAGGACUUACAUAUUCGCAUUAUCGCCGAUGCAGACGUUUUGGAGAUCUUUGCAAAUGAUCGAUUUGCUCUUACAACGAUGGUCUAUUCUCCGAGUUGUAUUAGUCCUGCCAUCGUAUCAGCAUUUGCAGAGGGGGGCUCAGGGAGCGCUUUUAUCAAGGAUGUGACUGUUUGGAAUGGUUUCUCGAGUACUCGGAAAUAA
Messenger RNA from Penicillium brasilianum, 1743 nucleotides. The record is from the annotation of a GenBank genome assembly. NCBI's taxonomy places the organism in Eukaryota, Fungi, Ascomycota, Eurotiomycetes, Eurotiales, Aspergillaceae.